AUCUACAUAGGUACUUUGCAACUGAUGCAAUUAUCGAUCUUUUAAUAUUUCAAAAUUAAUUAGAUAAAAAUUAAUAUAAAUUUAUUUAUAUUUAAUUACAGACUCUGCAAUGAGUGAGUGCAAUAAUGAGUAGAGGGACUCUACUCAGGACUCUACUCAUUAUUAUGAAGUGUUGUGCACUGACGAUAUCUGACCACAGGGAGGCAGCACAUAUACACGUGCAGUGGGCAUAUGACCCACCAGCCAUGCUGAAUUUCAACUCGAAACAUAUGCAUUCAUAUUCAUAUUCAGAGUGAAUCAAACAGACUUCAGUCCAAUCAGCGCAUCUGCUACUACAAUGAGCAAUCCUCCAGCUGACGCAGACAGUAACUCCUGGUAUGGAGGUCAUCAUCUAAUGUGGAAGGAAAACUUUAGACAGCCUUGUAGGAUGUAAAAGCAGAAGAAAACUAAAACAUGUGAAGUGAAAGAAUGAUAUCCCUGUGUAUGUGUGUGUCUGUGCAUGCGUGUGUCCCUGUGUGUUCAGUUAAUCCCCCUGUAUCACUAUGUGCUAUAAUCCACCUGUGUGUGUUGUGCCACCUGACAUGAGCUUGCUCCUCUGGGUAGGUAUUGGAUGGAGGGGGAUGUGAGGUUUGUGUGUAACAAACAGAAGCCACUGUAAAGAAGAAGAAGUGCUGGUGCAGUCAGAGCGUUGGGAAUAGAACAGGCAGUAUUUUAACUCGGCCUGGGUCAGAGUGUUUCUAUGAGUUUGGAGCACCAGUGGUAGAUUGCUCUGUCUACUGCCUGCUUGGCACUUGAAUUCUUAAAUUUUUCUCUGAAACUGCUCUGGUGUUUUCCAUGCUCAUCCCAGCUGUAGGAAACUUCCACUGCUUGCAGUAGACAUAUUGAUGCUGAUAUGAGUACAUGCAUUGCUAAGGUGGAAGCUCCAACAGGUUUACAUGCUGUGUGCGCAGACACCUGUGCAUCCCUUUCAGCAGGAGGAGCUGCAGGAGCAGCCACAGCCUCUCUGGAGCUCUCUGAAGCCACAGAUUGUCUAAUUAGAUUAGGCAAGGCUUUCCACAGAUAAUCAUUUAGCCAGCUCUGUUCUGUUUUGUGAGCUCUUUUUUGUCCUCCUGUUUUCCUGCGAUGGAGCGCUGCUUGUGCCUGUCAGCUCGCUGAAGGUCAGAAUGAAUUUCUCUUCAGUUUGAUGAGUGAAGCUGUGGUCUGCAGACUGAUGGGUUAUGGGCUGGUUCUGGAGCUGUGAUUGUCACGCUGCUCAUAGUAAUCGGACUCCCACUAAUACCUGCUGCUGCUGCUAACCGGAGGCGAUGGGGGAAGUUUGUGUAAAUUUAUUACCGACGAUUAGACAGACAUCUUCUCCCGCUGUCUCGGAGUGCCGCGUGCGAGUUAAAGGGGGAAGCGAUGGCUGACAGCGGUAGCAAAACAAUCACUGAGCCCUUGUCAGGCUGGAUCUGCACCUCAGGCUUGCCGCUGAGUUGCAUUUUUCAAUAAGACACCCACCAAGCUCUGGACAAAGGAGAGAUGGCCACCAACUCUUUCCGCGGGUCCAAACGAGGACGCAAUGCAGAGGCCAACCAUGAGCCAGAGUUCAGCUGCUGUCUGCAGGAGCUGCAAUCACUUAUGGAGCUCAGAGGAGCUGAUGCAAUCACCAGGAUUCAGAACUGCUACGGAGAUGUUAACGGACUGUGUACCAGACUAAGGACAUCACCUGUUGAAGGUCUUGAAGGAAAACCAGAGGACAUAAACAAGAGGAAAGAAGAGUUUGGACUGAAUGUCAUCCCUCCAAAAAAGCCUAAAACCUUUUUGCAGUUAGUGUGGGAGGCCCUGCAGGACGUCACGCUUAUCAUCUUGGAGGUGGCAGCAGUCAUUUCUCUAAGCCUUUCUUUCUACAGUCCACCAGAUGCAGAAAGACAAAACUGUGGAAAAGCAGCUGGUGGUGUGGAAGAAGAGGGGGAUGCGGAGACCGGAUGGAUCGAAGGCGCUGCCAUUCUACUGUCUGUGGUAUGCGUGGUGCUGGUGACGGCUUUUAACGACUGGAGCAAAGAGAAGCAGUUCCGCGGUCUGCAGAGUCGCAUCGAACAAGAGCAAAAGUUCACCAUUGUCCGAGCGGGGCAGGUGAUCCAGAUCAAAGUGUCGGAGAUCGUGGUCGGAGACAUCGCACAAGUCAAGUAUGGUGACCUCCUCCCAGCCGACGGCAUCUUAAUUCAGGGUAACGAUCUGAAGAUCGAUGAGAGCUCUCUGACCGGAGAGUCAGAUCAUGUCAAGAAGACCAUUGACAAAGACCCCAUGUUGCUCUCAGGCACACAUGUAAUGGAGGGCUCUGGAAAGAUGCUAGUCACCGCCGUAGGUGUGAAUUCUCAGACGGGAAUUAUUUUCAAAUUGCUCGGUGCCAGUGAAGACAGCGAAGGCAGCAGCGAUGACAAAAAAGAGAAGAAAAAUGAGGAAAAGAAAAACAAAGACAAAAAGGAUAAGAAGAGUAAGUUUAACAGCAGCCAAAUACACGAGUCAUCAUCUCAGAAGAAACAUAAGAAAAAUAAGGAUGGAGCUACUGUUGAGAUGCAACCACUCAACGAAGAUGGAGAACCAGAGAAGAAGAAGAAGGUUCUUCCAAAGAAGGAGAAAUCUGUCCUUCAGGGGAAGCUGACCAAACUGGCCGUACAGAUCGGCAGAGCAGGUCUGUUGAUGUCGGCCCUCACCGUCAUCAUCCUAAUCACUCGCUUCCUGAUCGAUACCUUCUGGAUUCAGGGUCUUCCCUGGUUGCAAGAGUGCGUUUCCAUCUAUGUGCAGUUCUUGGUCAAGUUCUUCAUCAUCGGCGUGACGGUGCUGGUGGUGGCUGUGCCUGAGGGUCUCCCCCUGGCAGUCACCAUUUCCCUAGCGUAUUCGGUCAAGAAAAUGAUGAAAGACAAUAACUUGGUCCGCCACCUCGAUGCCUGUGAGACAAUGGGGAACGCCACAGCCAUCUGCUCAGACAAGACAGGGACGCUGACCAUGAACCGUAUGACGGUGGUGCAGGCCUACAUCGCAGGGAGACACUAUAAAAAAGUCCCAGAGCCGGACCUCAUCCCAACCAAGAUACUGGACCUGCUCAUCCUAGGCAUCGGGGUCAACUGCGCCUACACCACCAAGAUUAUGCCUCCAGAGAGAGAGGGUGGGCUGCCUCGCCAAGUAGGAAACAAGACCGAAUGUGCCUUACUGGGACUCAGUCUGGACUUGAACCGAGACUACCAGAAUGUUCGAAAUGAAAUCCCAGAGGAGAAGCUGUUCAAGGUUUACACCUUUAACUCCGUGAGGAAAUCCAUGAGCACCGUGUUGAAGACCUUUGAUGGCAGCUACCGAAUGUUCAGUAAAGGAGCCGCUGAGAUCUUGCUUAAGAAGUGCAGUAAAAUCUUGACGGCCAGUGGAGAGGCCAAGAUCUUCAAACCUAAGGAUCGAGACCAACUAGUGAAAAAUGUGAUUGAGUCCAUGGCAUCUGAGGGGCUGAGGACGAUCUGUCUUGCCUACAGAGACUUCUCCAUUGCUGAUGGAGAGCCCGAUUGGGACAACGAGGCUGAGAUCCUCACUAGACUGACAUGCAUCGCUGUGGUUGGCAUUGAAGACCCUGUACGACCUGAGGUACCAGAAGCUAUCAGAAAGUGCCAGAGGGCUGGGAUCACUGUCCGCAUGGUGACUGGAGACAACAUUAACACUGCUAGAGCCAUCGCCACCAAAUGUGGCAUUUUGCAACCCGGAGACGACUUCCUGUGCAUAGAGGGAAAAGAGUUUAACCAGCGAAUCCGCAACGAAUCAGGCGAGAUCGAACAGGAGCGUAUCGAUAAGAUUUGGCCCAAAUUGAGAGUCCUUGCCCGGUCAUCCCCAAUGGACAAACACACUCUGGUCAAAGGUAUUAUAGACAGCACCGUCCUGGAGCAGAGGCAGGUUGUCGCGGUAACAGGAGAUGGCACAAACGAUGGCCCCGCUCUCAAGAAAGCAGAUGUUGGCUUUGCUAUGGGCAUCGCAGGGACCGACGUAGCAAAGGAGGCAUCCGACAUCAUCCUGACAGACGACAACUUCUCCAGCAUCGUCAAGGCCGUCAUGUGGGGCCGAAACGUGUACGACAGCAUUUCCAAGUUCCUGCAAUUCCAACUCACGGUCAACGUGGUUGCUGUCACCGUGGCCAUCACCGGAGCCUGCAUUACCCAGGAUUCUCCUCUGAAAGCUGUGCAGAUGUUAUGGGUCAACCUCAUCAUGGACACCUUCGCCUCAUUGGCCCUCGCCACGGAGCCGCCGACCGAGGCGUUGCUGCUCAGGAACCCGUACGGGCGCAACAAGCCGCUCAUCUCACGCACCAUGAUGAAGAACAUCCUGGGCCACGCCGUCUACCAGCUGACACUGAUCUUCACGCUGCUCUUUGUCGGUGAGAAGAUGUUUGACAUCGACUCUGGCAGGAAUGCCCCGCUUCACGCUCCACCCUCUGAACACUACACCAUUGUGUUCAACACAUUCGUCCUCAUGCAGAUCUUCAACGAAUUCAACGCUCGCAAGAUCCAUGGAGAACGGAACGUCUUCGAGGGCGUUUUCAACAACCCCAUCUUCUGCUCCAUUAUCCUGGGAACCCUUAUUGUGCAGGUGGUUAUUGUGCACUUUGGUGGUAAAGCUUUCAGCUGUGUGCCUCUGACCGUAGAACAGUGGCUCUGGUGCGUCUUCCUGGGUCUUGGUAGUCUCAUUUGGGGGCAGCUGGUGUCCAGCGUUCCCACCAGCUGGCUGCGGUUCCUGAAAACAGCCGGUCAUGGCACCCAGCAGGAGGAGAUCCCUGAGGAGGAGCUGGAGGAGCUGCAAGACAAAGACGAGAUCGACCAUGCUGAGAUGGAGCUGAGGAGGGGUCAGGCGCUGUGGUGCCGCAGCCUCAACCGGAUCCAGACGCAGAUUCGUGUUGUGAAUGCGUUCAGAGACAGUGUGUCUCCUUACGAGGGCCUGGAGACGCCGGAGUCACGCAGCUCCAUCCACAACUUCAUGAGUCACCCCGAGUUCCGCAUCGAGGACUUAGAAACCCAGAUCCCGCUUAUUGACGAGAACGAGGACGAGGACGACCCGCCCACCAAGCGGAACUCCGUCAUUCCGCCUCCACUGACGCUGACCGGACUGUCCAACCUGCAGCCUCUGCCGUCCUCGCCCAACCAAAACAACAACGCGUUGGAGCGCAUCAUUCCGCUGCACAGAGACGGCUCCCGGUCCGGCCUAAUCCCGCCUAACUCGGCAGGACUGCCUCCCUGUCCAGGAAGCCCCCUGCACAGUCUGGAGACCUCCCUCUGAAGCAGCUGCUUCCUGUUGUCGUUUCGAAAAUUUUCAAAACAGACUCCUCUGAUUGGUUCAGGACUUCCAAGGGACAGUAAUAUUUCCACAAGUGUUUGUGGUUCUAUUCAGACUGAACCCAUGUUCACACAGACUGCAUUUUUUUUAUUAAUAGAUCCGAACUCUGCAUAUGUAAUUUAGAAGAGUGUUUGUGAGGUGAUUCAUGUAAAUUCAAAUUCAGUUUUAUAUGUAAAUAUAUAGCCAGAGUUUAUUUAAUAAAGAUUAUUUCUGUCAAGCUAAGUUAUCUGGUAGGAACAUGUUCAGAUUGUUUCUGUGUUAACUUGUAACCACAAGAGUAAGUGACUAAAAAUCUGUUGUGUUUUAUUUGUUUCAUCCGGUAGUCAGACAGGUUUGGAGUAAAUGUCUGUUUCUUUUUAAUGUUGUGUUUUUCAUGUCUUAGGUUGGAGGAAUA
Xiphophorus maculatus (southern platyfish) is the source of this 5737-nucleotide messenger RNA. It is a transcript of the gene atp2b1b, whose product is annotated as plasma membrane calcium-transporting ATPase 1-like. NCBI's taxonomy places the organism in Eukaryota, Metazoa, Chordata, Actinopteri, Cyprinodontiformes, Poeciliidae. The transcript is spliced from 21 exons. The record is from RefSeq and is a predicted model, not a curated record. Bases 1519 to 5286 code for a protein of 1255 amino acids. Gene Ontology annotation, cellular component: intracellular membrane-bounded organelle; membrane. Gene Ontology annotation, molecular function: ATP hydrolysis activity; P-type calcium transporter activity; ATP binding. Gene Ontology annotation, biological process: regulation of cytosolic calcium ion concentration; calcium ion transmembrane transport.